Messenger RNA from Ambispora gerdemannii, 1659 nucleotides. NCBI's taxonomy places the organism in Eukaryota, Fungi, Glomeromycota, Glomeromycetes, Archaeosporales, Ambisporaceae. The record is from the annotation of a GenBank genome assembly.
AUGGAUAGGACAGACAAUGACGAAGACAGUUUUCUUCAAUAUCUAAAUAGUCUUGAGGAUAAUGGGAACAAUCAAAGCAGCAGCGAUAUACCAACAAGCUUUAAAACGCCGCAGAUUUUAAAGUCACAAAAGAAUGACAGGAAUUACUUCGGAGUAAAGUCACAAGCAGUUAUUCAGGCAUCUAUUUUUUUGACUAAAAGAACCAAUACUAUUACCGUACCAAAACCUUUUAAAUUUUUGACGGCUGAACGUGCUCAAAGAAACGAAGGUAUAUGUAAUGUGUCUAAUGACGCAAAGUCACCAUAUACUCCGUUAGUUAAAAGAAUUCAAGCGUACUUGGAUGAAACACCGGACCGGUUUAAACCACAACCGCCUGUUGAGCUGCCACAAUAUAAAUAUUCGUCGACCGUUGCUAAAUCUCCUUUUCUAUUAACCAAAAUAAGAGCUAAACCGACUUCAGUGCUGCCAACCGAAGAACGUGAAGCUAUUGAAGCUGAAAAACACGAAUUUAGGGCGAGGCCUGUAAAUCGACGAAUAUUUGAGUUUGCGGGUGAAUUAGGAGUUCCGACGAUCGAAAAGCUCAUUCCAACGAUACCAGAAUCGCCAAAAAUAACCAAGCCCAAACCAGUACCACCUAGAAAGCCAUCUCCUCCGCAUCUCGUCAAAGCGAAUCCAGUGCCCGAUUAUGAUAAUCCUUUUAGGCCGGUCAUUGAGCAUCGAAAAUUGUUCCCGCCCGAAUUUUCGUUGCCAGGUGAUGAAAUAACAAAACGAAAAGUGUGGGAUCGAGAGGAAAGGAUUAAGCGAGAUUUGGAGGAACAGGAAAGAGCAAGAAGAUUUCGAGCGCAACCUCUUCCAAGUGAUUCUCCCGAUCAUUUUCCAAGACCACCGCAUCAAACACCAACACAACCAAAUCCUUUUAUUUUACAAACAGACAUACGCGGAGAAGUAUAUCAACAAUAUUUUCAAGAAAUGGUGAAUCGUUCGGAACAAAUCGAAAAGGAGAAUAAAAUAUUCCACGCGAGGCCGGUUCCUAAUUUCGACCAGGUCAUUCCACCGCCCAAACCCGAAAAACAAAAUCCUACUGAGCCUGUGGAAUUCAAUUUUUUGACCGAUUUACGAAUUGAGAAACAUAAACAAAUUGAGGAAGAACGCAAAAGGAGAGGAACGGAGGAAAAGAUGCUCAAAAAGGAGAAACAGAGAGAAGAAGAGGUUAGAAGAGGAGCUGAAAUUCGUAAAUUGCGCUCAGAAUUAGUACAUCAUCCUGAACCAAUCAGGCGGUAUACUCCUCUGAAAAUCGAGCCAUCAAAAAAAAGACUUACAAAAGCAACAUCUCCUCUAAUUGGCGAAAAGCGACGACGAUAUUUAGAAGAAUCAUCGAAUCUUUCAAAUCUUUCAUUCUUUUCACCUCUUAAAUCGACAAAAACAUCAACAAUAAUGAAUGAUUAUAAAUACAACUACGAUCAAGAGCAGUUGCAAUUGACAAGCAUCUCUGAAGAAAAUAACAGCACGCAAACUUCGUUGCAACAAGAAAAUUACGAUCAACUGCAACGAUCUCCGUUUACUGCUCGUACUGCUACUGCAACUGCAAAACUAAUGGAAUUGAAUACUAUUGAUGAAGAAAACCUCUCGGAACUGUCUGAAGAGUUCAGAAAUCUCUAA